GCCCCACCGCCAGUACUGACCGUACCCUUCAAGAGUUAUAAAUGCCGAAGCUAUGACAUAAAGUAGUUUUUUUUUUAACUUUUUUAAUUCGUAGUGCAACUGUGUGUCGUGUUUAAAAAUAAGAAUUACGCAAGUGUUAGUGCGUUCGAAUAACGAAAUUGGAGCAACAGGAUGGCGGGUAUGAAUCCACGCUUGGCGUUCGCCAUUAUAUCCUCGGCGUGCUGGUCAGCGUUCCAACACGGCUACAACACUGGAGUCUUAAACGCUCCCCAAGGGGUGAUGUCAGAAUGGCUUCAAAAAGAGGCUUUGACGGGCACUAAUUUGACACUGGCAGCUAAGGAUGACCCGAAAGUCACAACUGUUUGGUCUAUCGCUGUGUCUAUAUACUGCGUGGGGGGGAUGGUGGGUGGUGUCAUCACGGGGCUGGUAGCUGAAAGAUUCGGCCGGAAGGGUGGUUUGCUCCUAAAUAAUAUAUUAGUUUUCGUUGCUGUCAUACUUCAGAGCUGCUCGAAAGCGGCGAAUUCAGCUGAAAUGUUUAUCAUUGGGAGGUUCAUAAUAGGUGUGAACAACGGUCUAAACGCAGGCCUGGCUCCGAUGUACUUAUCGGAAAUAGCGCCCGUGUCGUUGCGUGGUUCGAUAGGCACGGUGUACCAGCUGGUGAUCACGAUGUCCAUCCUGCUGUCGCAAGUGCUGGGCCUGCAGGCGGUGCUGGGCUCGGCGCAGCACUGGCCCUGGCUGCUGGCGCUGCCGGCGCUGGCGGCGGCGGCGCAGGUCUGCUCGCUGCCGCUGUGCCCCGAGUCGCCGCGCUACCUGCUGCUCAACAAGGGCGCCGAGCUGCGCGCGCAGAGAGCCCUCAACUGGUUGAGAGGCGACGUGGCUGUCCACGGUGAGAUGGAGGAAAUGCAUCAGGAGGCGGAGAAGAACAAGAUAAGCAAGAAGGUGACCCUGACGGAGCUGGUCCGGAAACCCUCGCUCCGGCAGCCACUCCUCAUCGCGGUAGUCAUCAUGAUAGCCCAACAGCUUUCCGGAAUCAAUGCCGUUAUGUUUUUCUCGACUGACAUCUUUCAGUCCGCCAAUCUCAGCAAGACUCAGAGCCAGUACGCCACACUGGGCAUGGGUGCCAUGAACGUGGUGAUGACGGUGAUAUCCUUGCUGCUGGUGGAGGUGGCUGGUAGAAAGACCCUGCUUCUAACUGGGUUCAGUGGUAUGCUGGUCGUCACCAUCGCACUGUGUAUCGCUAACUUAUAUACUUCCCUCGCGUGGGUGUCCUACCUGUGUAUAGCUCUCGUUAUACUCUUCGUGGUGAUGUUCGCCGUGGGCCCGGGUUCGAUUCCGUGGUUCUUGGUUACUGAGCUUUUCAACCAGGGUGCACGACCGGCGGCUACGUCAGUAGCGGUGACGGUGAACUGGGCUGCCAACUUCCUCGUGGGGCUCAGCUUCCUCCCACUCACGCUCGUCAUCGGUUCAAACACGUUUAUAAUAUUCGCAGUUCUACAGUUCGUGUUUAUAUUGUUCAUCGUUUUCAAAGUUCCCGAAACGAAGAACAAGACGAUCGAAGAAAUAACAGCCAUGUUCAGACAGCAGAUGUAAAUUAACAAACACUUUGUUUUCCAAGUUAAAAU
Melitaea cinxia (Glanville fritillary) is the source of this 1622-nucleotide messenger RNA. RefSeq names its product solute carrier family 2, facilitated glucose transporter member 1-like. Gene Ontology annotation, molecular function: hexose transmembrane transporter activity. NCBI's taxonomy places the organism in Eukaryota, Metazoa, Arthropoda, Insecta, Lepidoptera, Nymphalidae. Gene Ontology annotation, cellular component: membrane. The transcript is spliced from 12 exons. Gene Ontology annotation, biological process: monosaccharide transmembrane transport. The record is from RefSeq and is a predicted model, not a curated record. The coding region runs from base 172 to 1590 and encodes 472 amino acids.